AUGUUGCAACUCUUGUUCAGGUUGUACAGAGCACAGGCUCCAUAUAAUGAGUACCCACAGUUGCUGGGCUUACUUUUAAAAUUGUUGAAUGGUGAGCUAGCAUGGUCUACAAGGCGGGAAGUUCUUAAGGUUCUUGGAAUAAUGGGUGCUUUGGAUCCUCAUGUUCAUAAGCGCAAUCAACAAAGCUUACAAGGACCUCUUGGUGAUGGGACUCGUACAACCAAUGAUGCGGGCCUACAUAUCCAGUCUAGUGAUGAGUUGCCAAUGGAUCUUUGGCCAUCGUUUGCAACAUCAGAAGCUUAUUUCUCCACUGUUGCUAUCAAUUAUUUAGUUCGGAUACUUAGAGACCCUUCUCUUUCUAGUUAUCAUCAAAAAGUCGUUGGAUCUCUCAUGCUUAUUUUCAAGUCAAUGGGUCUUGGCUGUGUGCCUUACUUGCCAAAAGUUUUACCAGACUUCUUUUACACUAUUCGUACGUGUGAAGAUACUCUCAAGGAGUUCAUAACUUGGAAGCUUGGAACUCUUGUUUCAAUUGUGCCCCAGAAUUAUGGUCAUCAUUCAGUCUCCCAACAGCUAAUCGUCCUGUUCAUGGACCCCUGGAGAUAUCUUCCUAUAAUUCUUCAAUGUUGUAUUCAAGUUCUGAGUGAUGCUGAAAGGUGUAAUGAUUACACUUAUGUCCGUGAUAUUCUCCGCACCUUGGAAGUUUUUGGUGGAACAUUGGAUGGACAUAUGCAUCUACUUCUUCCUUCCCUCAUACGAUUAUUUAAAGUGGAUGCUUUUGUUGACAUAAGGCGUGCUCCUAUAAAAACCUUGAUAAGAUUAAUCCCUCAUGUUCAGGUUAAUGAUGCUAGAUUACGUGCUGCUAGAGAAGCUUCUCAACGUAGCAGUAAAGAAGAUUGGGCAGAGUGGAUGAGAAAUUUCAGCCUUGAAUUACUUAAGGAGUCACCUUCUCCAGCUCUAAGAACAUGUGCCAGGCUGGCACAGUUACAGCCAUUUGUUGGACGAGAUCUGUUUACAGCAGGAUUUGUUAGCUAUUGGUCACAAAUCCAUGAGUCUAGACAACUUCUUUAG
Molecule: messenger RNA, 1068 nt
Organism: Lactuca virosa
Lineage: Eukaryota; Viridiplantae; Streptophyta; Magnoliopsida; Asterales; Asteraceae
Source: the annotation of a GenBank genome assembly